AUGCAUCCUUACAUUUGUCACUUUUGUCCGUCCGCAGACCUGCAUCUGGCCGCGGAGUUGGGGAAGACGCUGCUGGAGAGAAACAAGGAGCUGGAGGACUCUCUGCAGCAGAUGUACAUCACCAGCGAGGAGCAGGUGCAGGAGAUCGAGUACCUGUCCAAGCAGCUGGAGGUUCUGAGGGAGAUGAACGAACAACACGCCAAAGUGUACGAGCAGCUGGACGGGACGGCCCGAGAGCUGGAGCGCACCAACCACGCCCUGGUCCAGGACAGCAGGAGCUCCCAGAGCAAGAUCCAGAGUCUGACUGGGUCCAUGGAGGUGCUGCAGAACCAGGUGGAGGUUCUGACGCAGCAGCUGGAGUCGCUGAGGUCCAUGGAACAGCUGCGAGUGCGGAGGGAGAGGAGGGAGAGGAGGAAGACCAUCCACUCCUUCCCCUGCCUGAGGGAGCUCUGCACUGCACCCAAGUACGAGGAUGAGUUUGUGGUGGGCCGCGCAGAGAGCUUCACGGUGGAGGUGAAGCAGCAGCCGUACGAGGAGGAGGAGAACCAGCAGCUCCGCGAGGCUGUGUCCUCCCUGCGAGCCGCCAUCAGGAGCGAGAGAGGCCGCAGGGACACGGUGGAGCGCGAGAGCCACCUCCUGCUCGCCGAGUUCUCCCGCCUCCAAACACGAGUCCAGGACGCAGAGAGCUGCCAGGCGCGAGUGCGGGAGCUGGAGGUGGAACUGCUGGAGCUGCAGCAGCUGCGCCGCGCUCGCACUUACUUCCUGAGCUCCGACGAGGACGGCCUGACGCUGACCCAGACCGUCCUGCAGAGCACCCCUGAGACCGACACCUUUAUGGAGGAGGAUGCGGUGGAGUCUGGGGGCGGCGUGCGAGAGGCCCCCCAGGGCUCCGGGGGCCAGUCCUUACCUGACUCCGCCCCCGUGAGGAAGAGCUGCAGCGAUACGGCCCUGAACGCCAUUGUGGCCCGAGACCCAUCCGGCCGCCGGCGAGGCAGCUACGCGAUCCAUGCUAACAGCGUGCGCAAACGCGGCAUGUCCAUCCUGCGCGAGGUGGACGAGCAGUACCACGUCCUGCUGGAGAAGUACGAGGAGCUGCUCGGGAAAUGCAGACGCAACGAGGAGAGCAUGUGCAACGCCGAGGUGCAGACGUCGCGCCCCGUGUCUCGUGACCUGUCUGUGAAAGACUACGGCGCCGCCAUCCCAGCCCCGCCCCCAACCACGCCCACACAGGAGCCCCCGACCACGCCCACACAGGAGCCCCCGACCACGCCCACACUGGAGUCGCCGUCCACGCCUGAGGCCAUGGAGAGCAUUGGUCGCCAAGCGGAGGCCGUGGACAAGCGGCUGGGGCAGAGCGCACCCGAGUACAAGACGCUUUUCAAGGAGAUAUUCUCUCGUAUCCAGAAGACAAAGUUGGAUAUCAAAGCCACCAAAGCGGCCAAGGCUAAAGGGAAAUCAGGCAAAGAUAGCAAGCACUAG
Knipowitschia caucasica is the source of this 1479-nucleotide messenger RNA. The record is from the annotation of a GenBank genome assembly. NCBI's taxonomy places the organism in Eukaryota, Metazoa, Chordata, Actinopteri, Gobiiformes, Gobiidae.